Molecule: messenger RNA, 2210 nt
Organism: Arachis duranensis
Lineage: Eukaryota; Viridiplantae; Streptophyta; Magnoliopsida; Fabales; Fabaceae
Product: beta-galactosidase 6
Exons: 18
Coding region: 21-2162 (713 amino acids)
Biological process (GO): carbohydrate metabolic process
Cellular component (GO): vacuole; cell wall
Molecular function (GO): beta-galactosidase activity
Source: RefSeq, a predicted model, not a curated record
UAUUGUAAGAGGUAUUGAAGAUGGAAAAGUGGAUGGAUUUUGUGAUGGUGAUGAUGGUGUCAUUAUUGACAUUCAUUGUUGGAGAAGAAGAUGGUGUUACAUAUGAUGGAAGGUCUUUACUCAUUCAUGGCCAGAGGAAACUCCUCUUCUCUGGCUCUAUUCAUUAUCCUCGAAGUACUCCGAAGAUGUGGCCAGAUUUGAUAGGCAAAGCAAAAGAAGGAGGAUUGGAUGUUAUUCAAACCUAUGUGUUUUGGAAUUUACACGAGCCUCAACCUGGACAGUAUGAUUUCAGUGGUAGAUAUGACUUGGUCAGAUUCAUAAAGGAAAUCCAAGCUCAAGGCUUGUAUGUUUGCCUCAGAAUUGGACCUUUCAUUGAGAGUGAAUGGACAUACGGGGGAUUCCCAUUUUGGUUACAUGAUGUGCCUGGAAUUGUUUACCGAACAGACAAUGAGCCAUUCAAGUUCUACAUGCAAAAUUUUACAACAAAAAUAGUGAACAUGAUGAAAGCUGAGGGCUUAUAUGCUUCACAAGGAGGCCCAAUUAUAUUGUCACAGAUUGAAAACGAAUAUCAAAACGUGGAAAGGUCAUUCGGUGUGGGAGGACCACAGUAUGUUCAAUGGGCUGCAAAAAUGGCACUGAGCCUUGACACUGGUGUUCCAUGGGUUAUGUGCAAGCAAACUGAUGCUCCUGAUCCAGUGAUCAAUACAUGUAAUGGCAUGAGAUGUGGAGAAACCUUUCCAGGCCCAAACUCGCCCAACAAGCCCAAAUUAUGGACCGAAGACUGGACUUCUUUUUAUCAAGUGUAUGGUGGGUUGCCAUAUAUAAGAUCUGCACAAGACAUUGCAUUUCACGUCACUCUUUUUAUUGCAAGAAAUGGAAGCUAUGUCAACUAUUAUAUGUACCAUGGUGGAACUAACUUUGGGAGAACAGCCUCUGCUUAUGUUAUAACAGCAUAUUAUGAUCAAGCCCCUCUUGAUGAAUAUGGUUUGUUGAGGCAACCUAAGUGGGGACAUCUUAGGGAAUUGCAUGCUGCAAUCAAGUCUUGCUCUUCAACUUUGUUGCAAGGAGUUCAAAGUAAUUUCUCUUUAGGUAAAUUGCAAGAGGGUUAUGUUUUUGAAGAAGAACAUGGAGGAUGUGUUGCAUUCCUCAUAAACAAUGAUGGAGUGAAUAACACAAAUGUCCAAUUCCGCAACAAAACCUAUGAAUUGCUACCUAAGUCAAUUAGUAUCUUACCAGAUUGUCAAAAUGUCACAUUCAAUACAGCAAAUGUAAAUACAACAAACAACACAAGAAUCUAUUUUAAUAGACAAAACUUCAGCUCAAUAGAUGAUUGGGAGAAAUUUGAAGAUGUGAUUCCAAAUUUUGAUGACACCCCACUCAGAUCAAACACUCUGCUUGAACAAAUGAAUACAACUAAAGACAAAUCAGAUUACCUUUGGUACACUACUAGGUUUGAAUAUAAUUUAUCUUGUAGCGAACCAACACUUGUUGUUGAGUCCAGGGCACAUGUUGCUCAUGCUUUUGUCAACACCACAUAUAUAGGUGGAGCACAUGGAAAUCAUGAUGUAAAGUCAUUCACAUUAGAGCUCCCAGUUACAGUGAAUGAAGGGACAAACAACCUUUCUAUCCUCAGUGUUAUGGUUGGACUACCGGAUUCAGGGGCAUAUCUGGAAAAAAGAUUUGCUGGCUUAAGGGAUGUGGAACUCCAAUGUAGUGAACAGGAGUCACUUAGUUUGACCAAUUCCACUUGGGCAUAUCAGGUUGGAUUAUUGGGAGAGAAAUUACAAGUAUAUAAAGAACAAAAUAGCAAUGAUACUGAAUGGACUCCACUGGAAAAUAUUACCACUCAGAUGCUUGUUUGGUAUAAGAGUACAUUUGAAACACCAGAGGGUGAUGACCCUGUUGCAUUGGACCUAAGCUCAAUGGGUAAAGGUGAAGUUUGGGUUAAUGGACAGAGCAUUGGUCGCUAUUGGAUCUUAUUCCAUGAUUCCAAAGGCAACCCUUCACAAUCAAUGUAUCAUGUGCCACGGUCUUUCCUUAAAGACAAGUCUGAAAAUGUGUUGGUUUUGGUUGAAGAAGGUGGUGGGAAUCUCCUCUCCAUAACCCUAAACACUGUUGUUGUCGCUAAUUUUCAUCAAUCCAGAUCUAAAUCCUUUGCUUAAUGCUAAUAAUAAAUAUUCAUUUUGUAUACUCUUGGAUGGUAAUUUGUA